Molecule: messenger RNA, 3902 nt
Organism: Gopherus flavomarginatus (Mexican gopher tortoise)
Lineage: Eukaryota; Metazoa; Chordata; Testudines; Testudinidae
Gene: AAGAB
Product: alpha and gamma adaptin binding protein
Exons: 10
Coding region: 22-966 (314 amino acids)
Source: RefSeq, a predicted model, not a curated record
ACGGGGCUGCCGGGGGGAGAGAUGGCGGUGGCGGGUCCCUGUGUGGUGAUAACCAGCUGCGCUGCCACCUUUGCCGGGGAGGAGCUAGUGAAAAGCAUCAUAGGAACAGAAGACCCUGCUGCAGAUGUGUCUACAAGCGGGGGCGUGAGAUUUUACCCCUGGACAAUAGACAAUAAAUAUUAUUCUGCUGAUAUUCACCUGUGUGUGGUACCAAACAAAUAUCUUGUGACAGCAGAAAUUGCUGAAUCUGUCCAGGCGUUUGUGGUUUUCUUCGACAGCACAAUAAAAUCUGGUCUUGACAGUGUCUCUACAUGGCUUCCCCUGGCAGAAGAAUGGUUACCAGAGGUUAUGAUCUUGGUGUGUGACAGAGUAUCUGAAAAUGGUGUGAACCGACAAAAAGCUCAAGAGUGGUGCAUCAAACACAGUUUUGAACUGGUGGAACUGAGCCCAGAGGAGCUGCCUGAUGAAGACGAUGACUUUCCAGAGUCCACAGGAGUGAAACGAAUCGUACAAGCCUUGAACGCCAAUGUCUGGUCUAAUGUAGUAAUGAAGAGUGACAGGAAUCAGGGCUUUGGCCUUCUCAGUACGCUAGCAGGUGCAAACUGCAGUAUUGGUUCAGAAGAGAACCAAGAUACAAAACCCCAUCCACCAGCAGUGGACAGAGCAGAAUCUCAUUUAGACAACAGAGGAGAUGUAGCUAGCACAAACAACUUGCAGAUUGACAGCAUUGUAGAUCCCAUGUUAGAUAUGGAUAUUCAAGAGCUAGCCAGUCUUACCACAGGACAAGGAGACCUGGAGAAUUUUGAAAGACUAUUUUCAAAGCUGAAAGAAAUGAAAGAAAAGGCAGCAACAUUGCCCCAUGAACAGAGAAAACUACAUGCAGAGAAGGUGGCCAAAGCAUUCUGGAUGGCAAUCGGAGGAGACCGAGAUGAGAUUGAAGGCCUCUCCUCAGAUGAAGAAAACUAAAUUAGCUGUAGCUGUUUGUAGGAGAGCUGAUGCAAUAUCCUAAAAGUAAUGCUGGACAUUUCCUACAAACAACAAACUCAUUUUUUGCUGAAGCUGCCAUUGGACUUGGUUUGCUUAAAAAUGUUAAGUGAUCCUCCUUGCUUAUCAUUGAAAGUAACACAUUCCAUAACACCUGAAAUGGCAUUAGAUUGUGUUUGUUCUCCUGCCUGUAUUCUCUCUCUGUGUCUGGCUAUACUUUUAAAGUCAGUGUGCACCAUCUUUACCGUAAGUAGCAGACCAGUUUAUUUUUUCCAAAUAACCAUUUUUGUUGUUUCCUUUGAGUUUUUAAAAAACAAUCACCAUCAGUUGUAUUUUUUCGGUGGGAUUGUCAAAUCCAUACUUGAAUCUGAGCUCAAGCUUUGAGGCCUGGAUUGGUCUCAAGUUUUUGUGUAGAACUAAUUUACUGGCUUAAAGGAACCAGACUUGUAUGAGCCAUGAAGAGAAAACUGCUGAAUCGCACUCUAUUGAGCGAUGGUGGAGGAAGGCCCCAGGAUUAGUCCUGUUAACUGAUUGCCAUCAAUGUUAAAAAUGGCCUAGGGAAGGGCACAGGCCUACUGCUGGUGAAUUUUAUCCUAAAUGCCUAAUAAAAGCCAUCCCCUCAGCAACACUAAAUUGUCACAUGACGUGCCUUACAGCCUUAGGCACCUGUAUUUAACCGGGAAACUAGAACGUCUUAGACCACCAGCAAGUGGGAGGAGUAUUGCUUUGUAGUGGUAUUCACUGCUAGAAAAAGUAUAGUAGAUUAACAAUGAGUGUACUUAGCAAAGCAUUGCUCUUCCCCUCCUCUUCAGUGUAGAUGCUCAGUCUGAGUGUGUCUUUUCCUCCCUGGACAUUAGGAAGCAAAGACUGAUUGGAGAUACAUUUAGCGUAUGAGCAUAUCAGGCACCAUUGAGAUAAUCACUAUGAAGACAAGAAAUCUGAAAGGAAGAAAGUGGGGGAUGCGGGGUAAGAAGGUAAAGGAAAUGCAAGUUACCAGUUCAGUACUUUUCUCAUCAAACAUAACCAACCCUCAGCAGAGAGCAGAUAAGGAUUCAGUGAAAGGAGGUGGGACCUACCUUAAAACAGUGGCCCAUAAAAUAUCAUUCCAUGAUAACUUCAGCAGAAGAGAAGCCACUUUAGAUGAUGCAACCAGCAGUCUUGCAACUAUUCAGCACAAGAGCCAAGGCUUUUCUAAUGCUCCUCUGGCUUAUCAUGUGCAACCACCUGCAUUCUCUAAGCACGUUCCCUUACCCCCCUGAAAAUAGUCAAUGUCAAGACAAUCUUUUUUACUUUGAAAAGAUGAAGAGCUUUUACUUUUCUGAUCCUUGAGCCUCAGUGUAAAUAAAUUUUAGGGAUUCUUGAGCUGAUACUUUCAGUGAAACUCCAUAAAUGCAUCUAUAAAAGCUGAAUUUCUGGAAGCCCCAUGACAAUAGGGUCUUUCGCAUCCACAGAACUUAGUCUGUUCUUUUGAAGAAGAGUUAGGAUCAAAUGAAGAUGAAACAGGGUGACAGGAACACUCUAAGCCACAAGUCAAAACUGAAAAUUGUAAAGCCAUGAUUAAUAGCAACUAAUGCUGCUUUGAUAGUAGUUGAGGCUCAACUGUAAGGACUUGCAACUUGUGGUCCCAUCACAGCAAAGUGGACCUUUUUGAAUGGCAGUCUCUUUGUAUGGAGAGACCUUUCACUGCCUCCUGCCUUGGUGUCCAGUCAUUUGUGUGUUUCUCCUUCAACUGACUUUGCAGGAGCCAUGGGAAAGUCUCAGAUGUCCUCAGGCAAGAGUCUAAAGUGAAAGGCUGCAGGGAUGGAUCUGAUUCCUUAUACUCAGACGAGGGGCAGGGAGGCACUGCUCUCUCCUCAGAACCAUCCUCCCAGUCAACAGCAUUGGAAACCAAACUGAAUGGCUUUGAGACAACUCUCUGAAACAGCUUUCUUGUUCUGUUCUUUUCCAUCUCAUCCUGUUCUGUCCUCUUCUCCAAGUAGAAAGAGCUUUGAGGAAGAGAUCAUGGAGUUAAAUUAUAUUGAGUGAUAGUCUUUCAUGCCUCCUUGCUUCCUGGAAGGCAGAGACUUUACCCUUUGCUAAAUAUUUGGUCAUGUGGUGGGCAGACACAUGGCAAAAGAGUAGAGAAGACUCAUUUAAAUACACUAAAGAGCAUCAUUUAUUUGAAUGCUUUAUAAAGCAGAUUCACAUUAUACCUCUGGCAGUAAUUUAAGAUCUUGACUUUUUUUUUUUUUUAAAGUGCUGGCAGCUGAAGCAAUAUACACCAGUAUGAACCCAAGGAAUGAGUGCACCAAUCCAACCUAACCCCCCCCCCCCACUGUUAAAUGGGAGGAAGAUGAGGGGGGAGGGGUAAGAAGUCUUUAAAAGACCAGCACAAAUUGAUACGAUUGGCAGUAUUUGGUCAGGAAAAUACCAGGACUCUAGAACAGCGGUGACUAGCCAGGAUUGUCAGCACCAUACGGGGAAAGGAACACAGCACGUGCUCCCACUAGCACUAGUGGUCUAGCCACUGUAAUUGCCAUUCGUAUCCACUGGUUCUAACACUUGCCCCAGUGUGUUAGCACGUCAGAGCACUUUGAAACAGCGGAGUGCUGUAAAUUCGUAUCCCAGCAGCUGCACUUUAAACAAAAAUCUAUUCAUGAGUCAAACUAGCUGUUGUGGCUAGAAAAUAAGAUUGGAAUUAAAUUCAGCAUCUCAGAUUAUUGAAUUGUAUUUUUUUAGAUUAAAAAUGUGUGUGGCGUUUUUCCCCAUUUUUGGCUGCAAUAUUUCUUACCAUGAUAGUAGAGGUUUUAGAAAUACAUAAAGCAAGUGUUAGUGGAAAAGCAAAAUGAAAAGCUGCUGUAUCCUCUGUUUAGGGUUUUCUUUAAUGUGUAAACAUUGUAAACAUGGGCAUGGGCUGAUUAAAAUGCUAUUUAAAUACA